GCAGGCUCAGAGUCGCGAUGGCACCGCAGCACCAAGCCCCGCCCUCCACCGCUACUGCUCCGUCGGCGCCACCCCUGCCCUCCACGUCUGCAAAUCCGCCAUCAGCAUGCCAGGACGACGUGAGCGUGGAAGGAGGCGGCGGGUGCGGCUCCCCCGGCGCAUGCGCAGGGGAUCAAGCCUUCUCGUCCAAGUGCGCUAUGAGACACAUCCUGGUCCUGAUGGGCUUCCUGGGCAUCGUCAACAUCUACAUGCUUCAGCUGAACCUCCUGGUGGCGCUGCCGGUGAUGGUCAACCACACGGCGCUCGACGGGCAGGAUUACGGCUCGAGUAUGGGCUACCAGCCUGUGCUGAAGGAGCCGUCUAUGGGGUCGCGGGGGAGUGAGCCCACCAACGGCUCAGCCUCCGACGACAGCGCGAGGCCCCCCGGCCGGAACGUCAUCGGCCACGGGGACGUCCUGCGAACCGGAAAAGUUGCCGGCAUCUACCACACGGUCAAGAGCGACGACGUGCCUCCGGAAAUAAGGUAUGGCGAGGCUGCCAUUGAUGACCUGUUAGACGAUAUAAAUGAGACGACAGUUUCCGCCUCCCACGCUGUUCGGGGCGACGAGGCGAUCACCGUCGUCCCUCUCGACACGGACACGCUUAACCCCUCGAGUGAGCCGUUCGCCAGAACCACAGUGCUCGCUGAUGAUUCUAUAGAUUCCAUUAUAGAUGUUAUGCCAAGCGACUUCGCUUCAACAAUUCCUUCUCUGACUACAAGUGAGCAGAAAGAACCUCGUAUGAGGAAGUUUGACGAGCCCGAAGAGGACGUUACCGAGAGUGACAGUGCUUUCGUCACGACAAUAGAAGACGAUGUUUUGCCUUCGCUAAAAGAUCUUCCUUCGACUUCUCCUGAUGGCUUUACCCUGAGGCCUCUCAGUGACGUAAUAACUCCACCUGCACUAGUAAACACUCAAGGAACAACCCAGUCACGCUUGGAGGAAACCACGAGCAUUUCCCCUGAGGAAGUGGCUGUCACCAUCCUAAGUACAUCAGCAGUAACAGCUCCUCAAAUUGAAGUCGCUACCUUGGAAGGCGUCACACCCACGGCCCUCCCCCGACAUAGCACUCCCUUGUCAAAUACCGAAGCAAAGACAACUUCAUCAACUCCAAUCAUCAAAUCUACAACCCCAAUCUCAAACUCUACAACUCCAGCCCCUACUGAGUCUACCAGUGUCACCCAAAACUCUUUUGUCCCAACCAGCGCUGCUAUAGUAACUGCUUCCCUACUCGAUGCUACUUCCACAGUCAGCACUCAGUCUACGAGCCCGCAGUCCAUCAAUGCGCCAGUUACAGUUCCUGCCAAUGAUAUUUCAACCAAUUCCCCCACAACCAAAACCUCAACAACCUCCUCUCAGCUCCCAACAACACAGAUAAAUGCAAGAACUUCAACUGUACUUUCAAAGACGCCCCAGUCCACUACAGCUGAACCGAGUGAUACAACACCAUUCAGCAUUCCUCCUCAGACUACUGCACGUCAAAUGGAUACAACAACUCCAUCUGGAAUUUCUUCAGAGACGCCCAAGACUCCUUCAACAGCUCAAAGUCACAUCAAUACGUCACCAAGCAUUCCUUCUUCGGCAACAACUACAACCGAGAGUGCAACUACAACUUCAUCCAAUACUCCUUCCACUGCUCCAGUUCCCUUAGAGUCUCCUCAAACAACACUACCAUCGCUCUCUUUGGAGUCUCAGCAGACGACUACGACUCAGAGGAGUACUCAAAGUAACACUCCACCUCAGACUAGUUCGGGAACGACUCCCACAACACUAAGUAACCCAGUCACGCCCCAGGUGUCUUCAUCUACUUCGGCCACGACCUUUGAAGACGCGACCACCUCGUCUCCGUCACCGGAUGCGAAGGAAAUAAGCAAGAGAUCGGUCGACGACAAGCACCUCCUCUCCGAGAACAACAGCGACGAAACCCUUCCGGAUAUUUGUACCGACAUCGAGCACUGCCAGCCGGGCAAAGUGCGCGACGAGCCCUCGAAGAAGAAGGCGCCCGAAGAAACGCCGGCGACGCAGGCAGAGGCGGCGACGCUGAUUCCCGAAGAACCUCUGACUCAAGAAGAACCCACGACUCAAAGAGGACCUCUGGAGGGCAUCCAGAACGUCACGGCGGAAGCGGGCGACGGCAACUUCACCUUCACCGACGGCAAUCUCACCCUCGCCGACGGCAACUUCUCCCUUGAUGACAACUUUACCCUUGCCGAUAGCAACUUAACUCUCGUCGACAGUAAUUUCACUCUCGCCGACGACAACACCACCUUCGCCGAUGGCAACUUCACCCUCGCCAACGGUAGGACGACAACUUCACCCUUGCCGACGGCUUCCACUUUGGCCUUGGCGUCGGCAGCCUCUUCAACGUGA
Molecule: messenger RNA, 2408 nt
Organism: Penaeus vannamei (Pacific white shrimp)
Lineage: Eukaryota; Metazoa; Arthropoda; Malacostraca; Decapoda; Penaeidae
Source: RefSeq, a predicted model, not a curated record